Messenger RNA from Scylla paramamosain (green mud crab), 3160 nucleotides. RefSeq lists its product as uncharacterized. NCBI's taxonomy places the organism in Eukaryota, Metazoa, Arthropoda, Malacostraca, Decapoda, Portunidae. The transcript is spliced from 12 exons. The record is from RefSeq and is a predicted model, not a curated record. Gene Ontology annotation, cellular component: extracellular region. The coding region runs from base 676 to 2463 and encodes 595 amino acids.
UUCUUCGUCAGGUUUCCUCACUAUUCGCGUCGUGCUUCAUCCUCCAGCACUGUUUCGUCGCUCCGCAGGUGCUGACUGACUUCUUUACGCUUGUCACUCGAAGUCUUCAUAGUCUUAGUGAAAAUGAGGUUUCGAUUUCUUUAUAGAAAGCGGCGUCCACCUGCUGCUUGAUUACUUUUUAGAUAAUAGGUGAAUAUGUAUAGCUGAUAAGGAUGCCACGCCACGUAGUCCAUUGCGUGUGACCUACUGACAUCGACCUCGAAGACUUAAGUGUUUCGUGUUACAUCGCCGGUAUUUCGAGGUCGUAGCGGAGGAGCAACAGGGAGAGUUAUGGGAGGGUAUUGAUCAGCCAGGCAGCAGCAGGUGUGGAGCUCUGGCCUGACGAAGGUGGCGAUAGUUCAGCACGGCAGGCGCUCCAGGCAACACCACCUCGGUGUUCUUCUCUGGCAACAGCCCAGCACAUGGCGCUGCCGUUGUCCAUGCCGCCACUCAUCCUCCUCGCCUCUCCACUGUCACCUUCACGGCCUCCCUCAGGAACGUAAAUAUUUGGUUACAACAGCCGGAAUGAUGGCGUCAUGAAUAAACCAGAAAACAGAAUGGAAUGUGACACGAGACUGCACCUGCACUGACACAACAGUCUUCCGUCACUCCGCCUUCCCGGGAACACCACCCACCAUGACCCCGCUGGUGGCUGCUCCUCGCAACUCUGGCCGUAACUUUAACACUAUGGUUUCAAAAACACCACGUGGGGGCAGCAGCAGCCUGUCGCAAAAAUCUUCGGAUGAAGGCACACACUAUCACGUUCACUACCACUGCCGGUGCGGGAAGAACCCAUAUGCCCUCCCAGGAAAACACAUCACGCUCGGCGAGGCGAACGACAAGCACGUAGAAAACCUCGGUCAUUUACCUUUCCUCGACAUAAUACCUCCAAGUUUUACUAAAAAUAAUAAUGGUAAGACGAAAAUUGAAUGGUCGCGACACUCGGCUCCCCAAACUGGAGGAUCGUUUCGAUUAAAAUGGGCGAAGCACAGUGUGACGGAGAAACCAACCAGGACUUCCACGAAAAGGAAUGCGAAAGACUCCGCUGCGGCGAGGAUGGCCAAGACCAAGACGGAGACCACCGUUCGCACCUACACCAAGGAUGGAAAGCGUUACGAGGAGACGACGGUGGUUGAGACGAAGGAAGAGGAUGAUGGGACCAUCACCACCACCACCAAGACCACCACCAAAACCCUCGGCUCGUACACCACCAAGACUGUGACUGAGGGCGUGGAAGGGAUCAAGCUAAGCCAAGGGGGUCGUGCGAGUCGUGUGUCGUCCACCAGCAGCAAUGACUCCUCUCCCACUCGAGUUAAAUCCCAACAAAAGACAAGGAACGAGGCUGAGACCAAGACGAAGAAGGGCGGGUUGCUGAGCAAGUUUAAGGGUGGCGACAAGUCAUCGGAUUCCAGCGACGACGAGGAGGACUUCGCCAAGAGCGUCCUGAACAGUGUCAAUGAAUACAGGGCGAAGCACGGAGUGGCCAAGCUGAAGCUGAGCAAGGAGGUGUUCGCCAUAGUGAUGCUGAACAAAUACGCCAAAAUAUGGGCGAAGAAGCUAGCUACAGACGAGAAGAUGUCCCACAAUCCUGACAGCAAGUACGGGGAAAAUGUCUUCUGCCUCAGCUCCAACUCAACCAACUUCGAUGCGAAACCCAAGGAGGUGGUGGACCACUGGUAUUCCGAGGUGAAGGAUCACAAAUUCGGCGAAGAGCCUAAAGGAACGGCGCUCAAGUCUGGUCACUUCUCGCAGCUGGUGUGGAAAGACACCAAGCACAUGGGGGUAGGGAAGGCGAGGAGCGCCGCGGGCACCAAGGUCUUCGUGGUGGCUAACUUCGACCCUCAGGGCAACUGGAUGGGCCAGUUUGCCGACCAGGUCCCGCCUGUUGGUGGGUUCACCAGGACGGCUACCUCGGACAAGCCAUUAAAAAUCAACAAGACUCGCAAGUCUUCCUCCUCCAGUGAGUCCUCUUCCGAUGAGGAAGAUUUCGCUGAAGACUGCCUCAAGGCCCACAAUGACUAUCGCAAGAAACACGGAGCCCAACCCCUCAAGCUGAGUAAGAAGCUGAGCAAAGUGGCGAAGGAGUGGUGUGAGACAAUAGCCAGGAAGGACGUGCUGCAACACCGCCCCAACAAUCAGUACGGCGAGAACCUGUACUGCUACUACUCGCCAGACCCCAAGUUUAACCUCAAAGGGGACGAGGCAGUCAAAUCGUGGUACAGCGAGAUCAAGGACUUCAGGUUUGGAGCAGAACCCAGGGAUCUCAGAGCUGGUCACUUCACGCAGGUGGUCUGGGCUGACUCGAAGGAGCUGGGAGUGGCGCGGGUCAAGUCCAGGUCCGGCAAGACUUACGUGGUGGCUAACUACAACCCUCCCGGUAAUUUUGUGGGCAGCUUCGCAUCCCAGGUGCCGAGGCCUAAAUAAACAGUAACCACCCAGCACACACCACACACCGCGAACCUUGCGUAGCCUACUGAGGUUCGCGAAGCAACGUUAUUGGACAGUAUUUCCAUUAACCAUUAGGUGUUAAUUACUAUUAUAACCAUUAGGUGUUGAUUACUGUUAAUUGAUCCUUUCUUGAUGUACUAGAGAGGAGAGGAUCAUUAUAAGCAAGAUGCUAUAUUACGUAUUUAACUAUUUAUGCGACCAAAAACCUGUACUCUGAUGAUUCCUGUUGAGUGACCUGAUCAUAUUGUAUAGAAACUAUUACGUCCUAGAAAUUGUGUUGAUAUGAGUAGCAUCAUUGUUGCAUUUGAAGUGAUUCUCUGAUUCGAACAAAAUCAAAUCAUAGUUGUAUAUUUAUGUAUAUAUGUGUGUAACAUAUUGUAUACUCGCAUGUCUAUUCGUUCCACGCGUAUACAUAUUUUUUUUUUUUUUCAUAAUUUCAAACAUGCAUGGAUACUAAAAUUGAAAAUAAGAUUUUUUCUUUUAAGGAGAAAAACAUUUUUUCCUGAGUUUUUAAAUAAUUUAUGCAUGCAGUCGCACAACUCUCAUUUCAUGUUCUUACUAUUUAUUCUAUAUAUCAUUUAAGAUUAUUAUACUGGGCUUUACGACACUGAAACAUUAUACUGUGAUGAAAUACAGCCUGUGAUUAUAUACUAUUAAAUAUCAAAGGCACUUA